Cricetulus griseus (Chinese hamster) is the source of this 726-nucleotide messenger RNA. NCBI's taxonomy places the organism in Eukaryota, Metazoa, Chordata, Mammalia, Rodentia, Cricetidae. The record is from RefSeq and is a predicted model, not a curated record.
AUGAAGAUUGUCUUCUUUUAUAUUCUUUCAACCCUGCUCGGUGCCUUUGCCUAUAAUCCAGACCACAUAGCUGGUGGCACCCCCCCCUACUUGGUCUACCUGAAAUCUGACUACUUGCCCUGCACUGGGGUCCUGAUCCAUCCUCUUUGGGUGCUCACAGCUGCACACUGCAAUUUACCGAAGCUUCGGGUGAUUCUUGGCCUUACAAAUCCAUCAGACAACACUGAAAAGAAUGUGGAAGUGACUGGCUAUGAGAAAAUGAUCCACCAUCCGCGCUUCUCAAUCUCUUCUAUCUCAUAUGACCUCAUGUUAAUCAAACUAAAGAGAACAAUUCAACCCAACAACUAUAUACGAAUGGUGGAACUGCCACAGCACAUCAUCCCUGAGGAUACCAUGUGUUCUGUCUCUACGUGGAGCUACAAUCUAUGUGACACCACCAAGGAACCUGACUCACUGCAGACUGUGAACAUCUCUGUAAUCUCCAAGACUGAGUGUCGUAAUGGCUAUAAAGCCUAUGACAUCAAAGAAAACAUGAUCUGUGUGGGCAUUGUGCCGGGACGAAGGCUGCCCUGCAAGGAAGUGUCAGCUGCCCCAGCAGUCUGCAAUGGUGUACUGUAUGGAAUUCUGUCUUAUGCAGAUGGCUGUGUUCUCAGAGCUGAUGUUGGCAUCUAUGCUAGCAUUUUUCACUUCAUGCCCUGGAUUGAAGAUACUAUAGAAAAUAAUUGA